Molecule: messenger RNA, 1941 nt
Organism: Hirundo rustica (Barn swallow)
Lineage: Eukaryota; Metazoa; Chordata; Aves; Passeriformes; Hirundinidae
Gene: VTA1
Product: vesicle trafficking 1
Exons: 8
Coding region: 16-939 (307 amino acids)
Biological process (GO): late endosome to vacuole transport via multivesicular body sorting pathway
Cellular component (GO): multivesicular body
Source: RefSeq, a predicted model, not a curated record
GCCGCCGCCCGCGCCAUGGCGGCCCCGGCGCUGCCCCCGCUGCCGCCGCAGCUCAAGAGCAUCCAGCACCAUCUGCGGACCGCGCAGGAGCUGGACAAGCGCGAGCCCGUGGUGGCGUACUACUGUCGUUUGUAUGCAAUGCAGACAGGGAUGAAGAUUGACAGUAAAAGCCCAGAAUGCCGUAAAUUUUUAUCCAAACUGAUGGAUCAGUUGGAAGCUAUGAAAAAGCAAUUUGGUGAUAAUGAAGCAAUUACUCAGGAAAUUGUUGGUUCUGCUCAUGUGGAGAAUUAUGCUUUGAAAAUGUUUUUGUAUGCAGACAAUGAAGACAGAGCUGGACAAUUUCAUAAAAACAUGAUAAAGUCCUUUUAUACUGCAAGUCUCCUGAUAGAUGUUCUGACGGUAUUUGGGGAGCUCUCUGAAGAGAAUGCCCAGCACAGGAAGUACGCCAGGUGGAAGGCAGCAUACAUUCAUAACUGCUUAAAGAACGGAGAGACUCCUCAGCCUGGCCCCAUUGGAAUGGAGGGAGAGAGUUUUGAUGCUGAAAGGGAAGAAGCAGGGUCGUCUUCUGUCCCUAGUGGAACAACUCAAUCAUCAUCAUCAUCAUCUACAUAUGAAGCUAACAACAUACCAACUAGUAAUUACACUGGCAUACAUAUACCACCAGGUGCCCAUGCACCAGCCAACACUCCAGCUGAAGUACCCCAUAACACAGGGGUGACAAGUAACACCAUUCAGCCUGCUCCUCAGAAUAUUCCUCUAGUUGAUCCUUCCCUUUACAGUGCUCAGUCUGCAGGAGAAGUCCGCUUGACUCCAGAGGACUUUGCCAGAGCUCAAAAGUAUUGCAAAUAUGCUGGCAGUGCGUUGCAGUAUGAAGAUGUGAGCACUGCUGUGCAGAAUCUACAGAAGGCCCUCAAGUUACUGAUUACAGGCAGAGAAUGAAGUUUUAAUCCAACAGGUUCACAUCUUUCGCCUAAAGAACUAACAGCUUAUUACUGUACCUGUUAGGGAAGUGGAGUUACAAAGAAAUUCUCAAUCCCAUCACUCAUGACGAUGAAACCACUGUUUCAGUGUCAGAUUAGCAAUUAAUGGUACAGUAGGAAUCUGUUUUCAUUUUACAGGCAGUGGAGCUUGAAACAUGAAUGCAGUGGCUUGAUGUAUGCAAAAUAUUGAAGAAAGUACUGUAAGCACCACUCAAGAAUUAAAAUUCAUCUUGCAGUAUUUGGUUUAUCAAAAUUGGAAAAUGCUGACUGUAAAAAACUUGAGAAUUAGGAUGUUCUAUUAAAAUUCUUACUCUUAGUUUAUUAUUGCAAACAAUUAUUUAAUAGGUAUAAUAGCUUUAAAAUGGUAACUAAGAUUAGCGUGUUCCUCCUGAAAUGAGAGCAUGUGGGAAGGCCAACAGGUCCAGACUGGGGAGGACUUUUCUAUAUGUAAAUUAUUUCGGUAUUUGUGUUAUCUGAGACAAAAGUCUAAGUUGAGGGAGUCUUGAGGACCUUUGUAUUUCAUUUGAAAAUGUGCUCGAAAAAACAUCUCUUGAUACUUCAGAGGGAGUAAUUUUGAUGGUGUUCCAAUCUAAUCCCCCAUAGGUGUAUGGACAUAUAUUCUUGAUUAUUGGCUCUUGCUCCUUCUGUGUGAACACUUAAAAUUUUGUAUGUGUAUGGGUGAUUAAGAGAAAAUACUAAUAUUUAUCAACAAUGAUCCCAAAACUGGAGGCAGAGAUUCUAAAUAAUUUGAACUUUCAGGAAGACCUUAUAAAAGAACAGAACUGUUCCAUCUUUCUAAGAGGCUGGAAAAAAGCUUGUUCUUCAGCCAUUAAAAUGCUAUAGGUUUGUCUCUGGUAUUAAUGUCAUAGAGCCUUGUAUUUCCAACUAAUAUUUUUUCUGUCUGCUUUGUUGUGAAGACUUUUUGGACUUGGGAUUUAAUUAAAAUAUCUUGGAAACUGAA